GAUCGGUAGCCAAUGAAGACGCGGGUCGCUUUGAGUGCGGAGCAGAGAAGCCAAUGGGCGUGCGGCAUUGAGGGGGCGGGUCUUCCGGUAGUGAAGGCCUGGUGAACGGCUGCGCGAAAGAGGAUACUUCCUUUUGCGGGUGGCGGCGAGCGUGGAGAGGACGCUAUGAAGGCCUCGGGCACACUACGAGAGUACAAGGUAGUGGGUCGCUGCCUGCCCACCCCCAAAUGCCACACACCGCCCCUCUACCGCAUGCGAAUCUUUGCACCUAAUCAUGUCGUCGCCAAGUCCCGCUUCUGGUACUUCGUAUCUCAGUUAAAGAAAAUGAAGAAGUCUUCAGGGGAGAUUGUCUACUGUGGUCAGGUGUUUGAGAAGUCCCCCCUGCGGGUGAAGAACUUUGGGAUCUGGCUGCGCUAUGACUCCCGGAGCGGCACCCACAACAUGUACCGGGAAUACCGGGACCUGACCACCGCAGGCGCUGUCACCCAGUGCUACCGAGACAUGGGUGCCCGGCACCGCGCCCGGGCCCACUCCAUUCAAAUCAUGAAGGUGGAGGAGAUCGCAGCCAGCAAGUGCCGCCGGCCGGCUGUCAAGCAGUUCCACGACUCCAAGAUCAAGUUCCCGCUGCCCCACCGGGUCCUGCGCCGUCAGCACAAGCCACGCUUCACCACCAAGAGGCCCAACACCUUCUUCUAGGUGCAGGGCCCUCACCCGGGUGUGCCCCAAAUAAACUCAGGAACGCCCCGGUG
Symphalangus syndactylus (siamang) is the source of this 749-nucleotide messenger RNA. RefSeq names its product ribosomal protein L18a (gene RPL18A). The record is from RefSeq and is a predicted model, not a curated record. Gene Ontology annotation, biological process: translation. NCBI's taxonomy places the organism in Eukaryota, Metazoa, Chordata, Mammalia, Primates, Hylobatidae. Gene Ontology annotation, molecular function: structural constituent of ribosome. Gene Ontology annotation, cellular component: ribosome.